ACCGGAGGUAGGGGAGCGAAAGUGAGCACAACUCCAAGAAUGGGCAGGAAGAGACGGGCUCCUUGAGGCCUGGUGGCAGACAGUUUGACUGAUAAUAAGCGUAGGAGCGUCGUUAUUGCAACGUUUCCAUUCAAUCGAGUGGCAAGUGUAUAGAUCGCCGUGGUGAACAGCAAUCAACUGAGCUAGUGGAAAAUCGCGACCGUAAGGUACGCGAAAAAUGAAAGUGCGGAGGAACGCGAUUGCACGAUCGAGAAAAGGCUGGCUGGCGGAGUGAGAUUCCGGUGACGUUCCAAAGAGAGAAACGUAACGUGCGCAAGGUUAUGGGCGUGCUGCUGGUACGAUCCAGUGUGUGCCAGUGAUUCUCACUGACAUGCCUGCUGCGGUCCCCGUUGGAAAAAAUUUCGUGCUCGCAACAACUUGGCGCAUAAUCAGUUACCGCGAGGCCGCUCUGACGCGAGCGUCGUCCGUCAUCCUUGUCGUCGAUCCUUGAGCAACGUGCUGCAUGACAUCAUGACGCGAAAACUCAGCAAGUUUUUGAUACUCUUCGAUAACACGAAUCUCUUGUAUUUUCCCGGCCACUUUUUGUCCGGUCGGGUACUUAUCGAGUUGGACGACGAGGCUUAUGUUUCAGGGUUGCAUUUUCAUGUGAUCGGUGAAGGAGUGGUGCGUGUACGCAGUCAACGCGCCGAAAGAGUUUACGACAAAGAAAACUAUAUAGAUUUUCGUAUGAGAUUGCUGGGUGAGCCAGGAGAGGGACCGUCGCUGCUGUCACCGGGGAUUCACAGCUUUCCAUUCAAAUUAGGCCUACCACUGGGCCUACCGUCUACUUUCUUGGGCAAACACGGCUGGGUGCAAUAUUAUUGCAAGGCUGCACUUCGGGAGCCCGGCGGUCUGACGCACAAGAAUCAGCAAGUCUUCAUUGUGAUGAAUCCCAUCGAUUUGAAUUUAGAACCGCCGAUUUUGGCGCAACCGGCAAGGCAAGAAAUCGAGCAACGAGUCGGUGUUUCCUGCGUUUCCGGAGGUCCUGUAUUUUGCAGAGUAAGCUUGGACAGAGGCGGAUACGUACCCGGUGAAACUAUCGGGAUCUCAGCGACCGUCAGCAAUCGGAGCAAAGUGACGAUGAAAUCGACUAAAGCAUCCUUGACCGAAACAAUUCAGUACCUGUGCCGUGGUAAAGUGCUCGCGAGCGAGACGCGAGAAUUAGCCAGCGUUUCCAGGGGGAAAAUCCGUCCUGGAGAAGGCGAGGAAUGGUUGAACGAGCAAAUGUACGUUCCACCGUUACCACCCACCAAUCUGCGCGGGUGCCACCUCAUCAACGUUCUUUAUCACGUCUACUUCGUAAUAAGUCCAAAGAGUCUGGACAAAGAAAUCAAACUGCAAAUACCAAUCGUUCUAGCUACUUAUCCCUUAAGACAGGAAGGUGCUCCAGCGGGAACUGCACCGUCGAAAAGGGGAGCACAUUAUCCGUCAACGUUGCCGAUAUUUCGACCAUGGUUGGACGAUAAGGCUUUCGAAAUUCAAGAGUGAAGGUUUAACUAACUUUCACCGAUGAUGUCUAGAAAAAAAAAUCUCAACGAAAAUCAUAUCGCAAAUAUCGACGAUGAUGAUACGAAAGAUGUAAAAGAAAUUCUCUGAACAUUUGAAGAAAGUUAAUACGCUUAUAAUAAUACUUAUCUCGAGUUAAACUUGACUAAAAGUGCUUACAAAUGACAGACGAAGACAUUAUUUUUACAUUCCAUUUUGAAUUGUUUGUUUAAUCGAAUUUAGAAAGUAUAGAGAAGAAUAGAGCAUCUUUCAUAAUUUAAAAGUUUUAGAUUUAAAAAUAUAUAGUGAUAUAUAUAUCAUUUUUGUUAAUAUCUCGUAAAUGUCUAUAAUGAGUUACAAAAUGUUGUUUACAAUAUUUUAAAUACAUUGAAAUAUAUGAUAUUUUAGAUAUUUAUAUAUUGUAAAUGAUAUUUUUAACGAAAAAAUAAAUGUAUAUUAAAAAAUCAAUAUAUAUACAUCGAGAGAAAGCUUAAAUGCGUCAGCGAGCUUCAUGAUCAUAUAUUUCAUUAAUGAAAAUUAUUAACGAACUACUUUUACAAUUGUAUAAAGUUAUUUUUCGAUUGUAUAAAUUAACUCAGCAUGUUUGAACAUAAACGUGAUUGCCAUAUUUAUGCACAAUAAAUAUGACUUAUCAAAGUGAAGAGAAUUGUAACAUUAUAUGCACUAAAAAAAGAAGUAGCUGUUUAUAACAAAAGACAAAAGUACGGUAAUUGUUA
Molecule: messenger RNA, 2261 nt
Organism: Frieseomelitta varia
Lineage: Eukaryota; Metazoa; Arthropoda; Insecta; Hymenoptera; Apidae
Gene: Vdup1
Product: arrestin domain-containing protein 2
Exons: 6
Coding region: 511-1527 (338 amino acids)
Biological process (GO): protein transport
Cellular component (GO): cytoplasm
Source: RefSeq, a predicted model, not a curated record